This is a messenger RNA of Amphiprion ocellaris (clown anemonefish), 5936 nucleotides long. RefSeq names its product vascular endothelial growth factor Ba (gene vegfba). Gene Ontology annotation, molecular function: vascular endothelial growth factor receptor binding; heparin binding; chemoattractant activity. Gene Ontology annotation, cellular component: membrane. Gene Ontology annotation, biological process: positive regulation of protein phosphorylation; positive regulation of mast cell chemotaxis; positive regulation of angiogenesis. Bases 1025 to 1777 code for a protein of 250 amino acids. The record is from RefSeq and is a predicted model, not a curated record. NCBI's taxonomy places the organism in Eukaryota, Metazoa, Chordata, Actinopteri, Pomacentridae. The transcript is spliced from 8 exons.
CAGACCUGCACCUGUAUGCGGUGCGUCUGUCCCGUUUGGAAAAAGUUGGCAGCGCAAUGGUUACGCUGCGUGCGUCCCAAGGGCAAAAGGAAAUGAGGAAACCGAUCACAACAACAAAUGAAGACUGCUACCUUUCCAGACCUGCCCGUGUCUGUGAGCGGACUGAUCUGCUGCUCUGCUGUAGCUGCACUGCCUUGUCAGCGGACGACGAUAUUCUGGGUUUAUUUAUAAGGGGAUAAAAAAAAAUAAAUAAAUAAAUAAAACGGGAGAUGCGCCUGGAGGGGAAACGUCACAUUUUCAGAGGGAGCGACAGUGUGGAGAGACUGUGACCGAGCCGGGGAGAGGAAUAUGCGGCACUGUCCCUCUGCACGUCGGGAGAAAACGUCGGAUCGUUUACGGGAUGAACGUCCUACAGCUGGAUGGUGUGAUUUUUUGCAGCCACGCAGGAGGAUUUUAUGAUCGCACCACGUUUCAGCGGGAAUCUGAGUGAUCACGCCACCCCGGACCCCCCAGACCGGUGCGUCUGGAUCAGAACCAACACACUGACGGUACCCAAAAUAAAUACAAGGAGGCAUCACUUUAAAGUUCAGACAAGUUUCAAGGGGGAAAAAAAGGCCACGAUUUGUGGGCUGUGUUGCCACGGAUAGACAUUAAAUAAUAUAAGAAAGGCACCUUUUGUCUUCAGGGAGGGUUAUUUUAAGCUUUCUCCAGUGCCUCACUAAUUAAAAGAAUAUAACUAUCACAUCGAGUUUAGGCUGGGCACCGACUCCUGGUGUAGUUUAGGCUAUAAUAUAAGCACAAAUGCAACAAAAUAAAGUUUUUAUGCCUACAAUGAGGAUGCCACCCUGGGAGUCGUUGCAGGGAAGGGAGACUGGAGAAUGAAAGCGGGAUUUCUGCGUCUCUAAUCGGACACAGGAGCAAAGAAGGAAGGACAAGCGAACCUUCUUUUUCUUUUCCUUUUUUUUUUUUUUUUUUGGAUUGGUCCAAAAAAUAUUUUUUUGCGUGCCCCUUGGACUCCUGCACAAUGGGGAUUAUGCUUCAAGUUAUUCUAGGAAUGUUUCAAUUCCUGCUGCUCACCAGAAUACCGACGUCCCACGCCAAGCUUGCUCACUGGCGGCCAGCAGACUCCCCCAAAUCCAGGGAAGGCCGAGAAGUGCGACGGUGGUUGGAGGUUUAUUCUCGGAGCGGCUGUGAGCCCCGGGACACGCUGGUGGAGGUGUGGCGGGAGUUGCCAGGGGAGAUCCACCAUCUCUUCGUCCCGUCCUGCGUGUCCUUGAGGCGAUGUGGCGGCUGCUGCGCUGACGAGGCCUUGGAGUGUGUGCCCUCGCUCACGCACACACUCACCAUGGAGCUGAUGAGAACGUCCUUCAUGAAACAUGAGCUCAUUGAGCUGCCCUUCGUUGAGCACAGCCAGUGUGAGUGCAGGUUAAAAGAACAAUUCCAGCCAACGCCUACCGCAAGAUCCCAUCCGAAGCGAGCAAGAAAAGACAAGAAAAAGGAAAGGGGAAAGUCCAAACAGAAGGCUGCUGGAGCCAUCAGAGCUGCCCAUGCUCUCCCUACUCUUCCGGCUACGUCCUCUCCUUCUCCAUCACCCCCUACCACCAGUUUCUCUCCAACUCCCUCUCCGAUGCCUCGUUGCCGCCCCUGCAGAGGGAGGAAGUGGGCCCUGGAUGCGACGUUGUGUCAGUGCCGCUGCACCAUCAGAGAUGAGAACUGCAGCCGGAAAGGCCUGAAGCUCAACCCUCGGCGAUGCAAGUGUGACGCCCUGAGGACCUGAUAUAUCCGCCCACUUUCUUUUCACCACCUUCUCUCCACCAAAUCCCUGUCGAUUCAUCGCCCACUCUCAGCAUCAGUGCCAUGGACCAUACAGACGCUUGGACAUCCAGUAGCUCAAACUGACGGAAAUAUUAAUGGAAGCACAUACACACAAACCUGUAGUAGAGCUCUAGUAAAGCAACAAGUGCAUCAUUACAGUUUAAAUGUACUGUAGAUCUAAGUGUGUUGUUCCAGCUGCUUGCUUUAGUGACAAAGCUUCUGGCAGUCCACAUGUACGUGCGUGUACAGACAUGUAGCAUCACAAAACACAUCCAGUGAGUGGAGGAUGAAAGUGGCAGAAAAAUGGCAACUUUGAGAGACGUGGGAAUAACCAGACACAAUCUUUCUCGUGUACACAAGCCCACACGUGAAUGUACUUUGCUGUGGUUUUGGAGAUUGGACUUUAAGACGUUCCUAUAUAAGACAACAGUGGAAAUAAAAGUGAUCGUACUCUACAAGAACAAUGCGGAUGAAGAGGACCAGUCUGACAAAGGUGUCCUACGUGUUAACCCUUCAGUGGAAGUUGUGAUUAUUGGCUCACAAGGAAACUGCGCAUGGGGACGGAUUUCAGGGUUAAGUCAAGGCCAGUGUUUGAGCAGAGGAUUUACACAGCAGAUUAUUGGUGGACACAUGCAUACUGAGACAUACCAGAAGGACAUAGGACAUGCACAUGAACUGGCACCCCAGUGUGUGUGGACCUAUAGUAUAUCUGUGUGGUCUCCCCACUGAAAGACCCAGAUGGGUUAUCCCUGCAGCCGUUCUCUCUUAUUCAAAGCGUAUGACCACAGGCUGGCUCUCCAAGCCGCUUUCCGGCAUUUGUUUAAUUUGGGCCUUUUGUCUCCAGCUUUCCUCGGUUCGUCGAUUGAAAGGAGCCGCUUUGCCUCUCUUUGCCACUCUUUGAGGCAGUGAGGAGAAUGACAAUAAUGAGGCCUGGCGGCUGUCCACUGCUUCACACACAUUCACACUUAUAAUACCAGGAACACAGACGACACAACAAAUGCACACACACACACACACACACACUCUGCUGCAGCACACAUACGUCCAUAUUUUCACAGACAUGCCAUGUGAAAUGAAUGCAGGUAGCCAUAAGCUUUUGUGUGUGUUGCACCGAGUGUGCAAAUAUAUGCCAGUUGUUUAUUUGCAAUUUACUGCAAAGUCUUCGUUGAGUAUUGUAUUACAUGCCUCUGUUUUAUAUUUUUAUUAUAAUUCUGUCACGUUGAUUGGAAAGAUAUUCUAUAUUGCAGAAUGUGUCUUUGUUUUGUUUUUGUUCAUCUUUAAUCCGUCUGCAUAAAGAGUCACGCUGGGUGGCCAGUUCAACCCAUACCCAAAUGUGUUGAAUUUAAACAGAGACGGCUCACACGGGCCACAAAUGGGAGACGCUAUACAUUAUAAUGUGUAAUUCAAACAAUCAGUGGGGUUGUGUUGUCGGCAGCACACAGAACCCAAGCAAAUAGCCGUCCCCAGUGCAGUGAAAGGAAAACACGGCUGUUGUUGUUGCAUGUUAGAGCCGGGAUGGGAAGAGUAUUAUUCAUUUGGAACAUAACUUGUUUAUAUUCUGACUGAAUCUCACGGUUUAACUCCAUGUUGGUUCAUGACUGCUUGGCUGCUGGGUGGGAACAGGGAUUUGAACUGUGACUGUUUCAGAAAGGAUGAGGUCCUGAGCAGCUUGUCAGUCAGUGUGACGAGCUGAAGCCAGAGCUCAGGGGACCUAAAGUAGCAGUUUGUGGUGUUGAAACCCAUUUUCAUCACCCGUUCAGAGCCUGUGUGCUGUGCUAAAUUUUACUGAGAACAUUUUCCCAAUGACGUCUAUGCUCCCUAAGAAACAGUAUCUUUGAAACUCCAUGAUUCAUAUCCACGUUCUCCCCCAGGAUUCAUAUGAUCCUGCAGAUUGAAGAAUAGUCACCCAGAAACAGCAUGCGGUUCACAGUCUGAAUUAUUUAUGUCAGCCUUGAAGCAACAGAGCUUUGUUUCAGUGGUUGCUCUGAUAAGCUUUGUAUUUAUACUACCCUGAGAUGAGAUUAUUUUUUUCCGUGCUCGAGUUCAUUGUUCAGUGCUUAUUACUGUCAAUCAAUGCUUCAAUCACUACCUCUACAUCUUAACAUAUUAAUGACCAAGUAUUACAGCAUUAUUGUUACUUUCUCUGUGUUAUUUCAGACCUCUUUUAAGAGAUGAAUAAAUGAUACGUUUAGCAAUAAGCACAGUCUCGGGUGCAGAGACUUGGAGCUGCAGCAGAUUUGUAGUGAAAAUCACUGGUUUAGUGAAAGCUAUAGGAGUUUUCUGAAGGGAAGAAUUGUUCAUGAGAGGAGAGUUGAACUGGUCCUCUUGAGUACAGACCAGACACUGUGUGAUAAUGUGGAGCAGGAGAGGGGUUUCCAAAGCUUUUGUACUUUCAAUGACUGGUGACCAUUCUUGACCCUAUAUAAAUAGUGUGACAUUUUGGAAAAUAAACUUCAAAGUUAGAUGAUAAAACCAAUACAGCUGUAAAUAUGUAGUAAAUACAUGUAUGAAGCUGGAGCAAGUAGUCAUUUAGCUUAGCUUAGCAUAAAGACUGAAAACAAGGGGGAACAACUUGCAUGGCUCUGUCCAGAAUGAGCAAGCUCUGUGCAGCAGCACUUCAUUCUCUGAAUUUAAGACAUCUGUCCAUCAUCCAUUUUCUUCCACUUGUUUAUACUCAGAUUGUGAUGGAAGCAGGUGAAACAGGGAAUUCCAAAUGUAGCUGUCUCUAGCAAUGUUUUUCAACCCCUGCUAAGGGAUCCAGAGGGGUUCCCUAACCCUAUGAGAUAUUUAAUCUCUCUAGCAAGAUCUUGGUCUCCUCCCAGUUGGAAAUGUCUGGAACACCUCUAAAGGACGAUGCCCAGAAAGUAUCUUAAUCAGAUGCCUUCAGUUGGUUUCUUUUGAUGCAAUCAAGCAGUGUCUAUACUCUGGUCUCUCUCUAAAUGUCCUUAAAGGUGCUGUUAGGCAGCUGUUUACUCUUGUUUCCAAUCUUUAUGCAAAGCUGAACUAUCAAGUGGAUGUAUUUACUGAACAGACAUGGAAGUGGUAUGAAUCUUUCAAUUAAUUCUGGAAAAGAGAGCAGCGUACUUCCCAAUUUUUUAAACUAUUCCUUUAACUUUUUUUUUCUACUUACUUGCAGCUAUUUCUGUUCAUGCAUUCCUAAUUCACACAAACUGAUACAGUUUCCUUUAAUAAUGGGGAACAAAUGCAUUUUGUAAAGAAGCAAACAAAUGUUUUGGGAAACCCAAGAGUGAAACCUGAAUCUCAGUACAGAUUGUACUUGUGUUUGAGAUUACAAAGCACACAAUGUAGAUUAGUCCGCUGGAAGGAAAAAAAAAACGUACCGUGAGGAAGCUGAAGAAGUUAACGGACUCCACUCAUACAGACUUAUGUGACAUAUCAAUGACAUUCCACCUAAAACAGUAGUGGUGCUGAGACCACCUUCUGGGUGCCUCUCGCUUCAUCUGUUAUGUCUUGUGACCAAAUUUUCUUGUAAUAAAGGACUAAUUCUGAUCAAUGAAAGCACCAACAGCUAGUUCUGCCAAGAUGCAUUAUUGUCUGGUGACACCUCCAGUCAUUUCAACAUCACACGCUUGGACAUAUUAAUACUCUAUUCAAAUUCCAGAUCUCGUGUGAGCAUCAAACAGCAGAGUGCUUUGUUUCUGCAUAGUCUACAUUGUGCUUUUAAGGUAGCCCUGUUCUAGCCUCCAGUGUCUUAGUAGCCUAUAGAUACCCCUUACUAAACUAUAUAACAUUUUAUAAUCUCUAGUAUCCUGCCAUGACCUUGUGUAUGACAUAGUGCAUACUUUAGAAAUGUAUUUGUAACUUCACUUUAGCUGUACCUUGCAAUGAAUCUCUUCUCUGCAAAUACAUUGUACUACUGUAGCCUAUGUAUAGAGAAAAACUACACUCUUUUUUUGCUGCUACACCAUUUGUGCCCUUUUAUGAUGUCUUUGUAGAAAACAAUGCAGUUUUAUGUUGUAUUAGUAUAUAAAUGCCAAUUAAUCAAUUCAAUGUCCACAUUAAAGUGUAUACUGCAUCGUCAACUAUAUUCAAAAUGAUACCAGGAUACAACCGUGAUGUUACAGAUGUUAUUAAAGGAAAUGUCUUAUUUUUCAUAUAAA